UACUCUAUAAAAUAUACUCUAGACUAUGAUUAAGGCGGGGCUUGAUAGUUGUAACGAAUUGUCAAUAACUGUCAUCAAAUCUAAACGUAAACGAUACGGAACAAUAAUAUUUAAUUUAAUCUUUAUCUUUAUGUAUUAAUCAAUAUGUUUUUAUAAAUGGAAUUAAUUACUUAGUAACGUUAUAAUUAAAAUAUAUAGAAUAGGAGCAAACGUGCGUGAUGUGGGAACAAAGAAUGAGAUCGACUUGGUUACUUUUAACGGCGUUAAGUUGUGUUUACGGCCAGGGCUCGGAACUGCCUUUCAACCCUAACUACCAGCAACCGUAUCAACCGGACGCCAACCAGAACGGAACUUUCAGGCAAAAUCUGCAGGUGCCCUAUGGCAGCUUCCCGGUUAACGGUAACGACUACACUAAUCCUGCUCAGAGUUCUUUUUAUCAAGAUAGUUUCAAUUCUGAUGUUUACGGCGAGAGGGAAAAUGAAGUUGAUCCACAGAACACGGCCAGUUAUUAUGCAGAGUUAGAUUACGAGGAGCGGUACAGGUGCCCCCCGAAUUGGAUUCGUUUCAGGGAAUCUUGUUAUCGUUUCACCAAAUCACCAGACCGACCGCGUAACGAAGCUCGCAAAAUAUGCCAAGCGUAUGAAUCGGACCUAGCAACUUUGACCAGCCCAGAAGAACACGGGUUUAUUAUCACUAACUUAAUGCGUUUAGAUCCCCAGAAAGGAUCAUGGUACAUUGGCGCUCACCAGCAGACCCCAGGCUAUUGGGUUAACGAAGGUGAUGGUUCUCAAUUGACGGGUUUGGAAAAUGCGUUCUUUGAUGACAGAAAGAUAACAUACACAAGUUACAAUUUACUGCCUAAAGAUUACUUAGUUUAUAGAUUUUCUCAUGAGGAUGGCCGUUGGGGCUUAGCACCUGUUGAGGGCACUCAGUAUUUCCACUUUAUUUGUGAAGGUCAAACGCAGAGAUUGCAUUAUCUGAUAGAGGAGGAACGAUCCUUUACCUAUGGUCUGGAUACUUAUGAUCCAGAGAGACUGCCCCGAGGUCCAUACUUUAUAAAAGAACCAGUGGAUAUAAUCUAUGACCCAAUGAAAAAGAACCAUGUCCAGUUAACUUGCAUCGCUGGUGGAUAUCCAGCACCUACAUACAAGUGGUUCAGAGAAGAUUAUCAAGUCGACAAUCCUAUUUUCACAGAAAUAGAUCCCCUCUCAGAUUCUAGAUUUAUAUUAAGCGGUGGUACUCUUAUGAUAGACAAACCUGACGCUGAAAAUGACAACGCAAAGUAUCACUGUACUGCUACAAAUAAAUUUGGUGUUAUUCGCUCUGAGUCAGUCAGGUUAUCCUUUGGGUUUAUAAGAGAGUUCAAUCAAAAGAGGUCGGUUGAGAGUGGUAAACAAUAUUGGGGUAAAGUAAUGUACUGUGAUCCACCAUCGUAUUAUCCGUCUGUAAAUUUUCUCUGGGCUCGUAACUAUUUCCCAAACCUUGUAGAGGAAGAUAGGAGAGUAUUUGUCUCUUAUGAUGGAGGUCUCUACUUCUCAGCAUUAGAAACUAUUGAUAGAGGAAACUAUAGCUGUAAUGUGAUGAGUAAAGUGUCCGAUGCUGGUAGAAAUGGACCUUUCUUCCCCCUUCUGGUUUACCCACAUUCAGAUUAUCAGCAACUUAAGUUCCCAAUAGGGUUUCCAAAAGUCUUCCCAGAUGCACCAGUAGUAGGACAGGAGGUGAGACUAGAGUGUGUUUCCUUUGGAUAUCCAGUUCCUUCUUAUAAUUGGACUAGGAAAAAUGGUGGGAUCCCUAAACAUGCUUAUUUGAGCAGUUUUGAUCGUGUUUUGACGAUACCCGAUGUGAAUGUUGAAGAUGAAGGUGAAUAUUUGUGUGAGGUACGCAAUGACAGAGCUCGCAUUUCUAAUAGUGUCUAUCUUAAAGUACAAGCUGAACCAAACUUUACAAUUCCACUAACUAAUAAGCAUGUAGACAAUAAAGGUGACUUACAUUGGAACUGUGAAGCUUUUGGUAUUCCUGACGUUAAUUACACAUGGUGGAAGAAUAGUGAGAAACUUUCUAUGGACACAUUAGCAACUGAAGAUAGAGAUAGGUAUGUUAUACAAGAUAAUGUACUCAUAAUCAAGUACUUAGAUCCGACGAGAGACCCUGGCAUGUAUCAGUGUGAAGCCAAAAAUCAAUUAAAAGCUAAAUAUUCGACAGGACAACUUCGUGUUUUGUCUCUUAAACCAUCUUUCAAGAAGCGCCCAUUAGAAUCGGAAACUUAUGGAUCAGAAGGUGGCAAUGUUACUCUUCGAUGUAAUCCGGAGGCGGCGCCUAAACCUACAUUUACUUGGAAGAAGGAUAAUAUUGUUAUUGGAGCUGGUGGCAAGAGAUUUAUAACUGAAAAUGGUAAUCUAAUAAUAAGGCAGCUGUCGAGGGACGAUGAAGGUGUUUAUACUUGUGUUGCUAAAAACCAAUAUGGUACUGAUGAAAGUCGUGGUCGUCUCAUCAUUUUACGUGCGCCACGCUUCAUAGAACGACUACCGCCCCGAAUAACGACACAUGUUGGUUCAGUAAUAUUUUUGCACUGUAACGCAGAUAUUGAUUCUCUAUUAGACACUGCAUAUCUUUGGAAUCAUAAUGGUAUAGGUAUGAGAGAGAACGCUGAUAUUUACGCCAAUAAGCGCAUUAAAAUAGAUGGAGGGGAGUUGACCAUUUAUGACGUGAGUUUAUCUGAUGUGGGAGAGUACGAAUGUAUAGUCAAGUCCGCAAUCGGUCGGAUUUCAACACGUACCCAACUGCGUAUUGAAGGUCCACCUGGUGCGCCUGGAGGCUUACAGGUUAUAAAUAUCCAACGUUCCUCUGUUACACUAGAAUGGACUGACAGUAACCCAAAUGGACGCCCUGUAACCAGUUACGUUAUAACAGGCCGCACUCAAUGGAAUUCGACUUGGUAUGUCGUGAACGAUAAUGUCGCAAACGUCAUGGAAAUCGACAGGUAUAAUGGCCGAAAACGAGCGUCAGUAUCCACAACUUUGAUGCCAUGGUCUGUGUACGAGUUCAGGGUGCAAGGUGUUAACGGCUUGGGGGUGGGGAAACCGUCUUCUCCUAGUCCUCAGUUCUCCACUCAACCGGAUAAGCCGUAUCAAGCUCCGUUCAACGUUGGCGGAGGUGGUGGUAAAAUUGGAGAUCUCACUAUUAAAUGGACACCGCUGCCACAAUCCCUGCAAAACGGCCCGGGCAUUCAUUACAAAAUAUUUUGGCGUCGGAAUAACUCUGAAGUGGAAUUCCAAUCGCUCUUAUUAAAAGAAUAUGGCAACGUUGGAAUGCAUGUCGUACACAUUCCUUUAGACUACUUUUUCACUCCUUAUAACGUUAAAGUCCAGGCCUUUAACGACAUAGGUGCCGGUCCAGAAAGCGACGUAGUUACAAUAUAUUCCGCUGAAGAUAUGCCUCAGGUCGCUCCGCAACAAGUGUAUGCGCGAUCCUUUAACUCUACAGCACUCAAUGUAACUUGGAAUCCUAUUGAUCAGUCCCGCGAGAGAUUACGCGGCAAACUGAUAGGCCACCGCCUCAAAUAUUGGAAGCAGGCAAAUAAGGAAGAGGAGUGCAUAUACUAUCUUUCUAGGACAACGCGGAAUUGGGCCCUUAUUGUUGGAUUGCAAGCAGACAUUUAUUACUUCGUCAAGGUAAUGGCGUUCAAUUCGGCGGGCGAAGGACCGGAGAGCGAGCGCUACUUAGAGCGAACAUUCCGCAAGGCGCCGCAAAAACCGCCUGCGUCUGUCAACGUUUGGGCCGUCAAUCCCAGCACAGUACGCGUCGUAUGGAGAUACGUACAGCCAACCGAUGAGGAAGAACCGCUCAUUGGCUACAAGGUCAGAGUAUGGGAAAUAGAUCAAGACAUGAGCACUGCCAAUGACACUCUAGUACCAGUGGAACAUAAACUUGAAGCUUAUGUGACCAGCUUGACUCCAGGUAAAACAUAUAACUUGAGAGUUUUGGCCUACUCUAACGGAGGUGACGGUAGGAUGUCCUCUCCCCCAAUCACCUUCCAAAUGGGGGAUUACCAUAGUGACGCAUACGGUUACUAUGUGCGAAGUUCUGCAUAUAGAUUAGCAAUCUCAAAAGAAUCUCUAUUGAUUUACACAUUCGUUCUUUACUCUUUAUUCUCUAAGGUAAUUAUUUAAGGUGAAACAUAGAUCAAGGCAGAGGCUAUAUAUUCUGUGUCAUGUACCCGUGAAGUUAAAUAAACAAAAAUAUAGCUUAACUAUAAGUAUAUGUGGAAGAUAUACAACAUACUCGUAUGUACAGAAAUUCCCGCCUCCGCCUGGUUCCUGUGUUUCUAGUGCUUUAAGGAAAUAUGUAGGUUUUAAGAUGCUUAUUUUUUACAUGAUCAAUUUUUAAAGAAUAUUUAAUAUUUUGAUAUUGAUGUUUAUGCAAUAUUCAAUACAAUUACAUGUAAUGCUGACAUUCU
This is a messenger RNA of Pararge aegeria (speckled wood butterfly), 4456 nucleotides long. RefSeq names its product contactin (gene Cont). Gene Ontology annotation, molecular function: protein binding. The record is from RefSeq and is a predicted model, not a curated record. The transcript is spliced from 3 exons. Lineage: Eukaryota; Metazoa; Arthropoda; Insecta; Lepidoptera; Nymphalidae. Bases 219 to 4169 code for a protein of 1316 amino acids. Gene Ontology annotation, biological process: cell-cell adhesion.